This is a messenger RNA of Paraglomus occultum, 1099 nucleotides long. The record is from the annotation of a GenBank genome assembly. NCBI's taxonomy places the organism in Eukaryota, Fungi, Glomeromycota, Glomeromycetes, Paraglomerales, Paraglomeraceae.
GGUGGAGAAAAGCAAGAAGAAGUUUUUGACUAUGUAAUGGUAUGUACUGGUCAUCACAACGUUCCUCGAUUGCCGAAUUACCAGGGGAUGGAGACAUUCCCUGGUAAGCAGACACAUUCUCACUUUUACAAAGAGCCAUUUGACUACAUCGACAAACGCAUUGUUGUUGUCGGAGUCGGCAACAGCGCCUUGGACAUAUCUGUAGAAUUAUCUCAAUAUGCAUCACAAGUCUAUGUAGUCUCUCGCAGAGGCAGACUUCCCUGGAUCCUACCGCGCAGAGGCCUCUUCGGGCGACCAUUUGAUCACAGUAUCUCGCGCUUUUCCGGUAUGCUUCCUGGCUUUAUCCGGAACUUUAUUGUACGUCUAGUUGUCUCGCUUACUACCGGUCUACCCCCCGAGAAUCUCCGUCCGUUAUAUCCAUUUUCCGCUGCUCAUCCGACAGUAAAGUCAGAUUUUCUUGAUCGACUCUCUACUGGAACUAUUGCAGUAAAACCCGACAUAUCGUCAUUAGGGAGUGAUGGAUCUGUGUCGUUUGUUGACAACACAAUCGCUGACAACAUCGAUGCUGUUAUUUAUUGUACUGGGUACAACUAUGAAGUACGCUUUUUGGAUAAGGAAAUCCUCAGUGGAGGAGAUAUUGUAAAAGAGAACUUUACCGAAGGAGAAUACAGGGAGAAUAUCGUUUGGCUGUAUAGAUUUAUGUUUCCUCCAAGAUAUAGUAAUAUUGCAUUUUUGGGAUUCAUGCAACAGAUUGGUGCGAUUAUGCCGUUAUGUGAACUUCAAGCUCGCUACGUAACAGCAUUGAUCAAAAGCGAGAUUCCGUCUCUGCCCUCCCCUGAGGAAAUGGACAAGCGCAUCAUAGCUUACCAUGCCCAAAAUCGUAAGCAGUUCUAUGAAGCGGCCAGACACACUACGGCGGUUAUAAUGAUGCCGUAUGCGGAUAUGAUUGCAAAGGAUGUUGGAUGUUAUCCAACAUUAACGAAAGUACUAUGGAAAUAUGGAUUCGGGAUUUGGAGGAGAGUGUUAUUUGGCGUUCCUACUCCUAUGCAAUUUCGAUUGUUGGGACCCGAUACGUGGCCCGACGCCGCUAAAUGGAUUC